AUGACACAAAUCAUGCAAAUGUCAACGACAAACCAGAAGAAUCAGGAUGCAGCAAUCAAAAAUUUGGAAACUCAAGUGGGCCAACUUGCCAAGCAGAUUGCAGCUAAUCAAUCUAAUGCAACAUUCUCCGCCAACACUCAAGAGAAUCCAAAAGAACAUUGCAAAGCAGUGGUGACAAGAACUGGUCAAAAAGGAAGUACUGAUGAAGUUGAAAACAAUGAUGCUGAGAAGGAAGAUGACAAUCAUGCUAUCGAAGAUGAGGAAAAUGAAAUUAUUAUAGGUGAGGCGGACCAAAGACAAAUGAAUAAAGAAGUGGAAAGAAACGACAAAUCAAAAAGAAAGAAAGCAUGUGAAGAUGGCAAACAACGUGAUACCGAGUCAACAUCUUCCAUAUCCGCAUGCGCCAUCAAAGAAGGAUAA
Vicia villosa (hairy vetch) is the source of this 420-nucleotide messenger RNA. RefSeq lists its product as uncharacterized. The record is from RefSeq and is a predicted model, not a curated record. The coding region runs from base 1 to 420 and encodes 139 amino acids. NCBI's taxonomy places the organism in Eukaryota, Viridiplantae, Streptophyta, Magnoliopsida, Fabales, Fabaceae. The transcript has a single exon.